Messenger RNA from Equus caballus (horse), 4141 nucleotides. It is a transcript of the gene S1PR4, whose product is annotated as sphingosine-1-phosphate receptor 4. Gene Ontology annotation, molecular function: sphingosine-1-phosphate receptor activity. The record is from RefSeq and is a predicted model, not a curated record. Lineage: Eukaryota; Metazoa; Chordata; Mammalia; Perissodactyla; Equidae. Gene Ontology annotation, cellular component: cytoplasm; plasma membrane. Gene Ontology annotation, biological process: adenylate cyclase-activating G protein-coupled receptor signaling pathway; regulation of metabolic process.
CACCCCCACCCUGGGGGUACCUUGAGCAUAACAGGAAAUUUCAAACAACAGGAAACCAAGAGAGGGCAAGGCAGCGGCUCCACCCUGCCCGGGGGCCAGCCACCCCGGGGCCUCAGUCUGCCCCGGGGGACCGCCAUGAAUGCCACGGGGUCCCCGGCCGAGGCCCCCGAGUCCUGCCAGCAGCUGGCGGCCAGCGGGCACAGCCGACUCAUCCUCCUGCACUACAAUCACUCGGGCCGGCUGGCGGGGCGGCCGGGGCCCGAGGACGGGGGCCUGGGGGUCCUUCGCGGGCUCUUCGUGGCCAUGAGCUGCCUGGUGGUGCUGGAGAACCUGCUGGUGCUGGUGGCCAUCGUGACCCACAUGCGGUCCCGCCGCUGGGUUUACUACUGCCUGGUCAACAUCACGCUGAGUGACCUGCUCACCGGCGUGGCCUACCUGGCCAACGUCCUGUUCUCGGGGGCGCACACCUUCCGCCUGGCGCCCGCCCACUGGUUCCUGCGGGAGGGCGUGCUGUUCAUGGCGCUGGCCGCCUCCACCUUCAGCCUGCUCUUCACCGCCGGCGAACGCUUCGCCACCAUGGUGCGCCCGGUGGCGGAGAGUGGGGCCACCAAGAAGGGCCGUGUCUGCGGCUUCAUCGGGCUGUGCUGGCUGCUGGCGGGGCUGCUGGGGCUGCUGCCCCUGCUCGGCUGGAACUGCGUGUGCGCCUUCCAGCGCUGCUCCAGCCUCCUCCCGCUCUACUCCAAGGCCUACAUCCUCUUCUGCGUGGUCAUCUUUGCCUUCAUCCUGGCCACCAUCACGCUGCUUUACGGGGCGAUCUUCCGGCUCGUGAGGGCCAACGGGCAGAAGGCCGCGCGCGCCCCGGCCCGCCGCAAGGCCCACCGGCUGCUCAAGACGGUGCUCAUGAUCCUGGUGGCCUUCGUGGUGUGCUGGGGCCCCCUCUUCGGCCUGCUGCUGGCCGACAUCUUCGGCUCCAACGUCUGGGCGCAGGAGUACCUGCGGGGCAUGGAUUGGAUCCUGGCGCUCGCCGUGCUCAACUCGGCCGUCAACCCGCUCAUCUACUCCUUCCGCAGCCGCGAGGUGUGCCGGGCCGUGGUGGCCUUCCUGUGCUGCGGCUGCCUCCGGCUGGGCCUGCGGGGGCCCGGCGACUGCCUGGCCCAGGCGGCCGAGGCGCACUCCGGGGCCUCCACCACCGACAGCUCGCUGAGGCCCAGAGACAGCUUUCGGGGUUCCCGGUCGCACAGCUUUCGGAUGCGCGAGCCCCUGUCCAGCGUCUCCAGCGUGCGGAGCGGCUGAGCCACAGCAGUGGGGGGGGGGCCCACGGUCCGGCCGCCGGGGCGUGCCCGGGGCUCAGCUGCAGAGAGGGUGGCCCAGGACGGGUGAGCCGCGGGCCUGAGGGGCGCGCAGGGGUGCAGCAGGCGGGCCCGGAUGGAGAGGAGGGGACAGAGCCGUCAGACAAGGCCCUGCGGACGCCACGGAAAGUCCUAGGAACUGGAGGUGACUCUUCAGUGGGACAGAGGGCGCCCCGGAGUGGGGGUGCGUGAGUUCCUGUACGUGCCUGGCUCCUGUGUGAUUCUAAGGCAGCCCCAGCCCCUCUCUGGGCCUCAGUGGGGCUCUCAGCCUGCAAGGGGCUGGCUGUGGGGUCGACGCCCUGGGAACAUGGAAGUUCCGUGACGGUCCGUGAUGUCACAGCCUCCCUCUUGUUCUCGCGUGCGCCCGGGCGUGACGGCACGGGGCUGUGGGUCUGCCGGCCGCAUGCACGGAGGUGUGCCCGUGCCCAGGGAGGGGCCAGGGCUCUGUGUGCUAUGGGGGCUGUGGUCGUGAGGGCGAGUGUGUGUGCGUGAGAGAGCGAGGCGGCGAGCAGGACGGGUCGUGCUCGGGAGCGUGUGCUGGCGUGUCCACGCGUGCACAGCAUCUCCCAUCUGAGGGCGUGUGUCACCCGACCGCUCUGCUGAAAAGCGUGUGUGUGAGUUUCGAGACCGCCGGGCGGGGGCCCCUGGUGACAGUUGACACCAGCCCCAUCCCGCUCACUUCCCCUUUCCCUGCCCUCGCUGUCACCUCUGGCCCCGAGGCCUCCUUCCCCCUGGGCUCUGGCCUCUGCGUCUUUUGGGGGGCCCCGUCGGGGGGGCCAGCAGAGGGAUGGCCGCCUGGCUCUCCUGGCCUCGGGGAGCCCCGCCUGUUCCUCUGGAAGGCCCUUGAGCACGCUGCCUCACUGUCCCCAUCUGCAAAAGGGGCUGAGGUCAGAGGGCACCCACGGCAGGAGGUCGCGGGCCACGCUCAGCGCUGCUGGUGAUGGACACGUCCUGCACCGUCGCCGUCCGCUACAGGAGCCCACGUGGCCACGGAGCGCUUGCUGAGCGGCCCGUGCGCGACCGAAGAACUGAACUUUGAAUGGUAUUUAAUUUGAAUUCGUUGGCAUUUAAAUAGCCCCCGGGGACUAUGGGACAGCGCGGGUGGACCCUCGACACGCGGCCACCUUCUGCUGGUUGAACGUCCUCUCGCCGUCCUCCGAGGGCCACGCCAGUGCUCGCGGCUUUUCGGCUCCGUCUGGCCGAGCUCCCUGGAGCGCCCUGCCUGAUGGCGCGGGACGGCCCUGCUCUGUGCCUCUGUUUCCCUCCGCACCACGGGGGACGCGGUGACGGACAUUGCGGCAGCCACGAGCCACGUGUGGCUACUGAAAAUGAAUUAAAAUGAAAUGAAAUGUCAAAAUGCGGCUUCUCGGGGUCUCCAUUGGCUGGAGCUGCCGGGUCCCGGGCAGCAGGCUGGGCGGCUUGAGCGACAGAAAUGGGUCGUCUCGCGGUCUGGAGGCUGGGGGUCCCGGAUCCAGGGGUCGGCGGGGCUGGGUCCUGCGGAGGCCAGGGGUCGGGAGGAGUCUGUCCCCUGCGCUCAGAGAUUCUGGGGGUCCUGGCCAUCCCUGGCGGUCCUUGGCUGUGGAUGCAUCGCCCCAUCUUAUCUCCACCUUCACGGUGGCUUCUCCCUGUGCGCACGUCUGUGUCCAAAUGUCCCCUUUUGAUAAGGACGCCGUAUUCCAGUGUGACAACUGAUGACAUCUGUAACCAGCCUGUUUCCUAAUAAGGUCCCCGUCUGAGGUCCUGGGACUUAGGGCUUCAACAUAUAAAUUUGAGAGAGAGCACAGUUCAGCCCGUGACAGUCACACUCGCCACAGGUCAAGCGCUCAGGAGUGACACGUGGCUCGAGGCUACUGUUUUGGGCCGUGUCGAUGCGGGACAUUGCCAUUAGCACGUAUCCGGUUGCCCCACUGCUCAUAUUUUCCUGACUCCCAUUCCCCGUGUGUUUAUCUGGGAUGGUGACAGGAGGGGGGUGGGGGAGGUCUUGGUGGAAUUAGGGGUGCGUGGAGCCUGGGCCACCCCAAAGCUCUAGCCUGCCUUCUGGGCCUGUGUGAGCUGCCCUGGUCGGUCCCUGCGCCCCACGGAGCAUCAUAUGCUUUGUUUUGACUGAGUGGAACGCAUUUACUUCUCCCUCCUACCACAGGGCCUUUGCACCAGCCUUUUUGUCCCCACCAAGGCCGCCUGCCUGGCACAUGCCUACCCUCAUUCUUUACUUGCCUACUGCCUGUCCAUCCUGUUGGUCUCAGCUUGAGCAUUGCCUCCUCCAGGAAGUCCCCUCUGAUUUCGCCUCCUCCUGAGGCCUCCUCCGGGCUCCCAUGGCUGCCUGUGUGUCCCCAUCACAGCUCCGAUCACCCCUGGUCAUGAGCCCAGCUCCUCCUCUGGACUGUGAGCUCCAGUGGUGGCGACUGUGGCCAUGUCCGGGUCACCGCUGUGUCCCCAGCACCCAGCACACAGCAGGUGCUCAGUGACCUGGGGCUCUGGGAGAAUUGGAGCCAGCAGCCUGCCUUCCGCGGAGCCCUGAAACCUCCUCCUCUCCUUCUUCCCCAGCCCAGCCCUCCUCCCUGACUGGACGACCCCAAGAAUCCCGACUUCUGCUCAUCAGGUGGCCCGGGGGUCUGUCACCUGUUAUGGUUCCCCAGCUCUGCACACGCCAGGGCCUCAGCCUGCUCACCUGUCACACGAGGCUACUGACAGCCCCGUCUUCCUGGGAUGUCGAUAAGGAGAGGCCUAUAAAGGGCCGCAAACUAUUGCGGGUUUGUUUUAAAAUGAAUAAUAAUAACAAGACUUAUAUAUCA